UGUUUGUUCUGUUGUGCUCAACACGGCGUCCUGCAUGUGAAUUGAAGUUUACAGAAAAAAUUUCAAAUCUGAUUGGAAACUGAGCCAAAUUACUUGAUUUAAGCUAUCUUCUCUAAUUAGAAUACAUACAACUGUUCAUCAGAAACGCAAUCUAUUGAAGGUGUGCCACACUUCAACCUUCUCGCCAUGAAUCUGAGCUGACGGGUGACUGAGCAGACGCCAAGAUGUAUUUGUACAACCUCACCCUGCAGAGGUCCACUGCGAUCACCCAUGCAGUCCAUGGGAAUUUCAGUGGCACCAAAAGCCAGGAGAUCAUGGUGUCCAGGGGCAAAUCUCUGGAGCUCCUUCGACCUGAUCCCAACACUGGCAAGGUUCACACUCUUAUGUCCAUGGAGGUCUUUGGCAUCAUUAGAUCUCUGAUGGCAUUUCGUUUAACUGGAGGAACAAAAGACUACAUUGUGGUUGGAUCCGAUUCAGGACGCAUUGUCAUUCUUGAGUACAACCCAGCCAAGAACGCACUGGAAAAAGUUCACCAGGAAACCUACGGAAAGAGUGGCUGCAGACGCAUAGUACCAGGACAAUACCUGGCAGUGGAUCCCAAGGGCCGUGCGGUUAUGAUUGGCGCCAUAGAGAAGCAAAAGCUUGUGUACAUUUUGAACAGAGAUGCCCAAGCUCACCUCACGAUUUCCUCCCCGCUCGAGGCGCACAAAAGCAACACUUUUGUCUACCACAUUGUCGGCGUGGACGUGGGUUUCGAAAAUCCAAUGUUUGCUUGUCUGGAAAUUGAUUAUGAGGAGGCAGACAGCGACCCUACCGGAGAAGCGGCGCAGAAAACCCAACAGACGCUCACUUUCUAUGAAUUGGAUUUGGGAUUGAACCACGUGGUGAGGAAGUACAGUGAACCCCUGGAGGAGCAUGCCAAUUUCCUCAUCACAGUGCCUGGAGGCAAUGAUGGGCCAAGUGGAGUUUUAAUUUGUUCUGAAAACUACCUGACCUAUAAAAAUUUCGGUGACCAGCACGAUAUUCGCUGUCCAAUUCCUCGCAGAAGAAAUGACUUGGAUGAUCCUGAGAGAGGAAUGAUAUUUGUCUGCUCUGCCACUCACAAAACCAAAACGAUGUUCUUUUUCUUGGCGCAGACAGAGCAGGGUGACAUCUUCAAAAUCACCCUUGAAACUGAUGAAGAUGUGGUUACGGAAAUCAAACUCAAAUAUUUUGACACCGUGCCAGUAGCUUCAGCCAUGUGUGUUCUAAAAACCGGCUUCCUUUUCGUCGCCUCUGAGUUUGGAAACCACUACUUGUACCAAAUCGCUCAUCUUGGAGACGAUGAUGAUGAGCCUGAGUUCAGCUCUGCUAUGCCUCUUGAAGAGGGAGACACUUUCUUCUUUGCUCCACGUGCUUUGCGCAACCUGGUUCUUGUGGAUGAAAUGGAGGCCCUGUCGCCUAUCUUGGCUUGCCAAGUCGCAGAUUUGGCCAAUGAAGACACGUCUCAGCUCUACAUGCUCUGCGGACGCGGCCCAAGAUCGUCUUUAAGAGUUCUUCGGCAUGGAUUGGAAGUGUCUGAAAUGGCUGUUUCCGAGCUUCCCGGUAAUCCCAACGCUGUGUGGACAGUUAAAAAGCGAUUUGAUGAGGAGUUUGAUGCGUACAUCAUCGUGUCAUUCGUCAACGCUACCCUUGUCUUGAGCAUUGGUGAGACUGUUGAAGAAGUGACAGACUCUGGUUUCCUAGGAACAACGCCAACACUUUCUUGCUCUGCUCUGGGUGAUGAUGCUCUAGUGCAGGUCUACCCUGAUGGAAUUCGUCACAUUCGUGCAGACAAACGUGUGAACGAAUGGAAGGCUCCAGGAAAAAGAACAAUCCAAAAGUGUGCAGUGAACCAGCGUCAGGUUGUGAUCGCACUUACAGGAGGAGAAAUCGUUUAUUUUGAAAUGGAUGCUACUGGUCAACUGAACGAGUACACGGAGAGAAAAGAAAUGCCUGCUGACAUUGUUUGCAUGGCCCUGGCGUCAGUGCCUCAAGGCGAACUGCGAUCUCGCUUCUUGGCGGUCGGCCUUGCUGACAAUACUGUGCGCAUCAUCUCGUUGGAUCCAUCUGAUUGCCUGUCUCCGCUCAGCAUGCAAGCCUUGCCAGCAUCGGCUGAGUCGCUAUGCAUUGUGGAGAUGGGAGGUCAAGAGGCAAACGACGAAGGCAACAUUACGUCCGCGUCUAGGAUGUUCCUCAACAUCGGCCUGCACAACGGCGUGUUGCUGAGGACGGUUUUGGACUACGCCACUGGAGACCUGGCUGACACCAGGACUAGAUAUCUAGGAUCCAGGCCUGUCAAGUUGUUCCGCGUCAAGAUGCAGGGCAAUGAAGCUGUGCUGGCCAUUUCCAGCCGAACGUGGCUCAGCUACUACUAUCAAAAUAGGUUCCACCUGACACCGCUGUCUUACGAAAUGCUGGAGUUUGCCUCUGGUUUCUCGUCGGAGCAGUGUCCAGAGGGCAUUGUGGCUAUUUCCACUAACACUCUGAGGAUUUUGGCUCUGGAGAAGCUUGGAGCUAUUUUCAACCAGAUUUCAUUUCCCCUUGAGUACACUCCACGCCGUUUUGUUAUUCACCCGGAGUCCAAUCACCUGGUGAUCAUUGAGACUGACCACAACGCGUAUACAGAAGACACCAAAAAACAACGGCGGAUUCAAAUGGCGCAGGAAAUGCAGGAGGCUGCAGGCGAGGAAGAACAAGAGCUUGCGAAAGAGAUGGCCGAGGCCUUCCUCAAUGAAGACCUACCAGAAAGCUCGUUUGGAGCACCGAAAGCCGGCCCCGGCAUGUGGGCUUCCGCUCUUCGCAUCAUGGAUGCGGUGCAGGGAACCACUUAUCAAAUGCUCAGGCUAGAACAAAACGAAGCAGCUAUGUGCGUGGCGCUGUUGAGAUUCAACAACCAACCGGAUGGCUCCCAGUUUGUCGUUAUUGGCAUUGCCAAGGACUUCCAACUGAAUCCCAAAAUAGUGGGAGGCGGAUUCCUCUACACAUACAAGGUCAACCUGGAUUGCACAGAAGUAACGCUGAUGCACAAAACCCCUGUGGAGGAUAUCCCAUAUGCCAUUUGCGCAUUCCAGGGUAGAAUUCUGGUUGGCGUCGGCAAAAUGCUGCGUUUGUAUGAUCUUGGCAAGAAGAAGUUGCUGCGAAAGUGCGAGAACAAACAUAUUCCCAACAUGAUAGUAAAUAUCCAAUCCAUUGGCCACCGGAUUUACGUGAGUGACGUCCAGGAGAGUGUUUACAGCGUCAGGUACAAACGCUCAGAAAAUCAACUGAUCAUCUUUGCUGAUGACACCUACCCUCGCUGGGUUACUUGCACUGCGGUGCUAGAUUACGACACCGUAGCAAUUGCAGACAAAUUUGGCAAUAUUGCUGUGACACGACUGGCACCCAGUGUGUCUGACGAGGUGGAAGAUGAUCCCACUGGAAACAAGGCUCUUUGGGACAGAGGUCUCUUGUCAGGAGCAUCACAGAAAUCCGAUGUAAUUUGCAAUUUCCACAUAGGCGAAGUUAUCACUUCUCUACAGAAAACCACUUUGAUCCCUGGUGGUUCUGAGGCUCUCAUGUACGCGACCCUCUCAGGGACGAUUGGAGUCCUUGUUCCUUUCACAUCACACGAAGACCAUGAUUUCUUCCAGCACUUGGAGAUGCACAUGCGCUCUGAGUAUCCACCAAUCUGCGGCAGAGACCACCUUUCUUACAGGUCCUACUAUUUCCCAGUCAAGAACGUCAUCGAUGGAGAUCUGUGUGAGCAGUACAACUCGAUUGAUUUGGGUAAGCAGAAGCAAAUUGCCGAAGAACUGGACCGUGUUCCAAGUGAAGUGUCCAAAAAGUUGGAGGAUAUUCGCACGAGAUAUGCUUUUUAAAUUUUGUAUUUCCUGUGCACGACUUAUGUAUAUUAUUAUUUUGCUAUUGUUUUAAAUCAAUUAAAAUAAUUGAAGUGGA
Cloeon dipterum is the source of this 3957-nucleotide messenger RNA. RefSeq names its product splicing factor 3b subunit 3 (gene Sf3b3). Bases 225 to 3878 code for a protein of 1217 amino acids. The record is from RefSeq and is a predicted model, not a curated record. Gene Ontology annotation, biological process: mRNA splicing, via spliceosome. The transcript has 18 exons. Gene Ontology annotation, molecular function: U2 snRNA binding; protein binding. NCBI's taxonomy places the organism in Eukaryota, Metazoa, Arthropoda, Insecta, Ephemeroptera, Baetidae. Gene Ontology annotation, cellular component: nucleus; U2 snRNP.